Molecule: messenger RNA, 3575 nt
Organism: Linum trigynum
Lineage: Eukaryota; Viridiplantae; Streptophyta; Magnoliopsida; Malpighiales; Linaceae
Source: the annotation of a GenBank genome assembly
CCCCCAAUCGCAACUUCCAAAUCCCCAAACCAGAACAGAAAAUAAAGGGAAAAAAUAAAAAAGGCUCCAUCUUUAUACCGAAAAAACCACGCCAAGGAAAAUUCCCCUUUUUAGAAUCCGAUUUCCGCUCCCACCGGUGGCCGUCAAUCCAUUCCCCUCUUUACUGAAUCAUCAUCUUCCUCCGGCGGAUUGGAUCCAAUUCGCUUUUCUUUUCAUUUCGCCUGCGGCGGAUUCUCUCUUUGGUUGUUGUUGUGUGACUUGGUUGCGGUGAUCGGGGAAUUCGCGAGGGUUUGCGGGAGAUUUGAGAUUGGGGGAUAUGCAGGUGGAGAAGGUCGGGAGGGAUCCUUCCUGUUCCAUGGGGGUGGAUUGUUUCAUGAGCAUAGCCAGGGCGUUCGGUACGUCCUGUUUCACCGAUGAAGGUUCUCGCGGCGGCGGCGGGCUGUCGCGGCAAUCUUCCGGGAGUAGCGCGGAAGCGGCGAGGCGGAGGAAGAAGAGGCAGAUGAUGAUGAAGAGGAGCGAUUCGAAGCUGGAGAUAUGGUUGCACAGGGUCCCUGGGAGGUUGUUCUUGAAUAGCUCGUCGGAAUUCGCGUCUCUGUUUACUAAAGCUGGGAAGAAAGGAGUCAAUCAGGAUGCCAUGGUUUUCUGGGAGAAUUUCGGCCCAAAGGAAGACACAAUGUUUUGUGGUAUUUUUGAUGGCCAUGGUCCAAGUGGUCAUCUUGUUGCGAAGAAAGUGAGGGACUCUUUGCCUUUAAAACUGAGAGCACAAUGGGAACUAGAUUGUACCAGCGGUGAGCUUGGCCUCAUGAGUGGUAAUACUGUUGGAAGAACUGCAUUAGCAGAGUGCUCACUCAAUUCAUUUCAAUCAGAAUCACCAACGGGAAACUUAGAUAAUGGAAAAAAAGACGUGCAGACCGACAUUUUUUUGACAUUUAAAGACUCAUUUUUGAAGGCCUUCAAGGCUAUGGACAAGGAACUGCAGUUGCAUCCUUAUAUUGAUUGCUACUGCAGUGGGACAACAGCAGUAACAGUGAUCAAGCAGGGGCAGGAUCUUAUCAUUGGCAACGUUGGAGACUCCAGAGCUGUGUUGGGUACAAGAGAUAAAAACAACUCCCUCUUUGCAGUUCAGUUGACUGAAGAUCUCAAACCUUCUCUUCCAAGAGAAGCAGAGAGGAUCCGAUCAUGCAAAGGAAGGGUGUUUGCUCUUCCAAGCGAACCGGAUGUUGCUAGAAUCUGGCUUCCAAACAACAACUCACCUGGUCUGGCUAUGGCCCGUGCUUUUGGUGAUUUCUGCCUGAAGGACUUCGGCUUGAUUGCGGUUCCUGAGAUUUCACACCAUCAUAUCACGGAUAACGAUGAGUUCGUUGUGCUGGCUACUGAUGGUGUAUGGGAUGUUUUGACAAACGAUGAAGUUGUGGGGAUAGUGGGUUCUGUCCCACCAUCGAGUGCAGCUCAAACCUUGGUUGACUUAGCUCAUCGAGCUUGGAGGACUAAGUAUCCCACGUCAAAAACAGAUGAUUGUGCUGUCGUCUGCCUCUUCCUUGGCUCAUCCAGUGCCGAGAAGGUAUCGACAUCGAUGGAUUGAUUAAAUACAUCCUCUCUCAUGUUUAAAUAUGAUGAUCAUCAAUAUGCUAGAAAUUGUGGAUAUGAGUUGCCACCUUUUUGAGGCGCUUCCUGAAUUUUUUCAUUUGUUUGUGGUAUCUCUGGACAUUUUGUCCAGAGGUAUUUCCACCUUGUACUGUAAAUAAGUUUCUCUCAUCUUCUAGCCAAAAGAAGAAAGGAAAACAAAAGAGAAUGUGGAGGUAAAAGGGUUUUUGGGGGUGUUGAGUUUCUGAUGGAAGGAGGGUUCCAUCUAUUUCAGUAAAUUUUUUUGGUCAGUCGGGUAGGUGGCAAACCAGUUUAAAUCUUUUUUUCUUUUGCUAGGACUUGUAGUAGAUUUUGGGAGGGUAAUAAGUGUUGUAUAAUCUAUGAAGUCCGUCGCUGUCGUCGGUCUCUUUGUUGUGAAGGUUUGAUGAAUGAAUGAAGUUGUGGAUCUGGGGGGGGUGGGGGGAAAUCUGUAGAUUUUGAUUGUGGCCUCUGCUUAUUAGUUUGGAGGUUCUCCUCAGCUGUCUUUGUCGUCCUUGUUGAAGAUUUGUGCAGUUUGCAACCAUGGCUGCUGUCUCUUCUUCUGCAAGUGGCCAUGUUAUGGUUCCCCAUUAUGAUGUUGACAUUGUAGUAACUAUUUUGUUACAGCGAGUGGACUUACACAUUUUAAAUGAGCAUUUUCUUUUUUUUUUCUUACAGAAGUUUCCACAUUUGUUUCAUUAUAACCCGUAUUUUUGCAUCAGACAGCUUUAGCUUCAGUUACUUGCUACUGCUUAUGCAUAACAAUCUGGCUGCUACACUGAAGUGGGGACGAUUAGCAUCUGCAGAUGGCGCUAUCAGAUCGUAAGUCGCUGGAUUAGGUGCAGCAACAUUUGAAAUUGUACCAUCGUGUCGAUCCAAAAUAUGUUGAAGGCGAUUGAAAGGUUUCGAAACUUUUGAACAAUCAGCGCAGCAAUUGGAUGGAUAGAGUAUAUAGAUAAAACUAGAUGCUGCAGCCAAACUCUGAGCAAAACAGAGCUAAAAAAAGCCAGAAGGAAAAAAGCUGGCAUAAAAAGCCAAAAUAUGAAUCAUUGGGAGCACUUAAUGGUCUCGUAAUUUUAUCCACAGCUCAUACGUAAGCUGUAAGCACCACUGUAUGGAAUGGAAACAUACGGCGAGAUGUAAGCCAUGACUGCUGCUGCUGCUGCUGGCAAGAACGGUGCAUUUGUGUUGGAGAAAUCUCCAGAUCUUGAUUAAUAUCUUGGUUAUGGCUUCUACUUUCAUACCGUCUUUUCUCUACUUCGAGUUUUGCGCAGAUUGCAAGCCAUUGCUGCUGCUGCUACUGCUACUAUCGGACAAUCCUGGCUACGGUUGCAAUGGUUGUUGGGAUUGGGAAAGCUUGACGUGAUUCGUGAUUACAUCGGAUUGCGUGUUUCUACGUCUCGUGACUGUCUAAUGGAUGCAUCCAAUGACAAUAAGAUACGAAACACACGAUCCGAGGUUGAGACCGUAGCUCUUAGCCUGAUUCUACUUUAGGAAGGGCGGGCGGGCAUAACGUAACUACUUGAAUGAAAACGGCCUACACAUGACAUGGGAGCUGUCUGUCAGAUACUAAAUCCACUACCAGUUUAUGUUCUUCAGAACAUUACAAGCACAAGCAUGUGGUGUAUGACAGAAGAAGAGAGCAGCCAGCCCACAUCAAAAAGCUAGCGUCUUUGGAUCUCUGACCUGCCAACGCCCAAAAACACAAGCCACCAUGCCUGCAAUUGUUUUGUUGGUUUUAUGUCAGGGAUAGAAAAUGGCAGCAGGAUGCUCCUGACUCAUACCAUGUGAAAAGGGAAUCAGGUUACGGUUCUCGUGCACAUUGAGGGUUAGGACAUCGCGUAGCGAAAUUUUAGUGAUUGGUGAAUCACGGAAUUUGGGAUUGAACAACAAUUAACGCGUUAUGACUAUAGGUGAUUUGUUGGAGGGUGGCUUGACGCCACUGUACACGACAAUAUACUUACAAAACUGUU